Molecule: messenger RNA, 881 nt
Organism: Chironomus riparius
Lineage: Eukaryota; Metazoa; Arthropoda; Insecta; Diptera; Chironomidae
Source: the annotation of a GenBank genome assembly
AUGGUCAUUAGAAUUUUUCUCAUCUUGUUCUUUAUCUGCGCAAUCUCAGUCUAUGGAUUAUCAGAUAAGAACAUAAAUCAAAGGAAAGCAAAAUUGAUUGAAAUCUUUAACCAAGAUGCAGCUCAUCACAGCCACAGCAGUUCCUGGGAAUCUCGAGAACGAAAAAGAAUUCAACGAAUGGGAUAUUAUGACUACUGUGCAGCAUAUCCAUAUAGAGAUGUUUGCAGAUAUCCUAGUCGUUACGCCAACAGAUAUAAUUCUUAUAGAUAUCCAGCAAAUAGAUAUCCAGCAAAUAGAUAUCCAGCAAAUAGAUAUCCGUAUCGUUAUUAUACAACUCCAAUGCCAUUUCCUUUUAAUCUUUUUGGUAAAAACUUAAGUUUCAGUGAAAAGAAAAGUCAUUUGAUAAAAGUUUUGCAAACGGAUGUUGGACAUAGAAGUAGCUAUUCAUAUCAUAGACAUCAUCAUCACCAUCAUCAUCAUAGUGAAAGUGCAUCAGUUGAGGAUAAGGAAGUCACGAAACGAUUGAUGUUAGCAGCUCUUUAUGCAAGGUCUAAUAAGCGAUAUUACAAUGAAUAUCCAGGUGCUUAUCAACCUUACAAUCAACUUCCAUAUGGAUAUUCGUAUUAUACAACUAGAAACCCAAUUUUUGGAUACUAAGAUCAUAUAAGGCAGUACUUAAUAUUUUGAACACAACAUUAGAUCAUAAAUUUUAAGGUCUACCAGAGAAACCAAGCUGUGCAUUUGAUGUUACACGUUAGCAUGUUAUUGUUAAAACUUUUAAUUCAAACUUUUAAUAAAAAUAAAAAAUAUAAAACUUUAAAAAAUUUGUCUUGAACUUUAUUUAAAUUUAAUUAAAUUUUCAACAUUGCUGCUUGAUCUUG